Cucumis melo (muskmelon) is the source of this 1677-nucleotide messenger RNA. RefSeq names its product protein ALP1-like. Lineage: Eukaryota; Viridiplantae; Streptophyta; Magnoliopsida; Cucurbitales; Cucurbitaceae. The coding region runs from base 43 to 1383 and encodes 446 amino acids. The record is from RefSeq and is a predicted model, not a curated record. The transcript has a single exon.
AGACAAUGAUAGCAUUCAAAGAGAGUUCAUAGUGUGUUGGCCAUGGCCACCAGAGGACUCGCCGGCGACAAGAGAACCACCAGAAGCUCCGCCAUGAACGCGGCCGCGGCUAUUACUAGAAGCAAGGCCAAGAAACUCGACCAAGAGAACCAUCUUAACCAUCAACUGAUAACCCUCAUCGAAACCACCAUUUCUUCUGCUCGCUCCUUUCUCUCUCUCAACGAUCUCCACCUUCUUCCCUCUCAAACCCUCGCCCUUGAAUCCCUCCUCUGUUCCACUUCAUCUUCUCUUCACGCUCUUUCUCCUCGUCUCCCCAAACUUUCCCUACCUUCGCCGCUACCUCCACCGCGCCAAUGCUGGUUCCAACGCUUCCUCUCCGCGACAUCGGACGUCGAUUGCGAUCCGAGAUGGAAUCUUUCUUUCCGUAUGUCGAAAUCCUCUUUCUCCCUCCUCCUUCGUCUUCUUUCUCCGAUUCAAAGUCCCUCAUCCUCUUCAGUUCCUCCCGAUUGUGCUUUGGCUGCUGCGCUUUUCCGAUUGGCGCAUGGCGCGAGCUAUAAGGCGGUCGGGAGACGGUUUGGGAUCGAUUCUGCUGAUGCUUGUCGGUCGUUUUAUGCUGUUUGUAAAGCUAUUAAUGAGAAAUUGGGGCAUUUGCUUGAGUUACGGUCUGACAUUGAUCGAAUUGUUGUGGGAUUUGGGUGGAUUUCGCUUCCGAAUUGUUGUGGGGUUUUAGGUCUAAGAAGAUUUGGGUUUGAAGGUGAGCUGAAAAAUGGAUCGCUUCUGGUUCAAGCAUUAGUCGAUGCUGAAGGGAGGUUUCUGGAUGUCUCUGCAGGUUGGCCGAGCUCCAUGAAACCUGCAACAAUCUUGCGGCAGAGCAAACUAUAUGAAGAAAUCGAGAAAUCUAGUGAAUUACUCAAAGGUCCUGUUUAUAAUCUUGACGAUGAAAAACCCAUUCCCCAAUACUUGAUCGGUGAUUCUUGCUUCCCCCUUUUUCCAUGGCUUUUGACACCUUAUAUAGAAUUGAAUGAAGAAGAUAGCUCUGGCUUUCGUGAGAGAGCAUUCAAUUCCACACAUGGCCGUGCAAUGGCGUUGGUUAACACAGCAUUUUGCAGACUCCGAGCUCGGUGGAAGCUCUUGUCAAAACCAUGGAAGGAAGGAUGUAGAGAUUUUUUCCCAUUUAUUAUAUUGACUGGAUGUCUGCUGCAGAAUUUCCUGAUUAAAUGCAGUGAGAAACUAGAUGAAGAGCAAGAUCAAGAAGAAGGAGCAAGUUGCUCAAGUGAGGAGCAGAAGUUUCCUCCUUUUGAUGGUGAGAUAGGAGAUGGUAGAGGAAAGGAUAUCAGAGAUGCCCUUGCCUUGCACUUGAGUAGCCUGAGCUACAGAAGAUGAUUGCUUUGAACACCUUGGUAAUUUUAAUCUUUCAUCAGCUGUAUAUAUUCCUCCCUGAUCCUUUAGAACAUUUUGUUAAAACUGCAGAUUGUAAACCCUGAUUCUCUAGAAGUAGAUCUAUUUUUUUGUCAGCCAUUAGUUUCCUAGUGAUUUUAUACUUCUUAUUGUUAGAGAAGGGAUGUUUACACUUAUCGAACAUGAAAGUGACUUGAAAUCAUUCACUCAGUAUGUAAGUUUAAAAAAAUCUAGUUCAUGAUUUGGGUCCCUCUGAAUGCAAUGAUUUUGACAUUAUAA